Molecule: messenger RNA, 3192 nt
Organism: Engraulis encrasicolus (European anchovy)
Lineage: Eukaryota; Metazoa; Chordata; Actinopteri; Clupeiformes; Engraulidae
Gene: il2rgb
Product: interleukin 2 receptor, gamma b
Exons: 6
Coding region: 59-862 (267 amino acids)
Biological process (GO): cytokine-mediated signaling pathway
Cellular component (GO): external side of plasma membrane
Molecular function (GO): protein binding; cytokine receptor activity
Source: RefSeq, a predicted model, not a curated record
UAUUAGGUUUGGAAGUAGAUCAUCAUUCAAUGAUUGCUCUGUAUAUACAUAUAGAGAUAUGUGUAGAGCAGGCUGCAUCUUUCCUAUGGAAACGCCACACCUGCGCUUCAGCCCUCUGUCCACAACUCUAUCUAACGGGAGCACACAAAGAACUCAGACUCAUGAACUUAAAAAUGCUGUAAAACUGAACCCACCCCAGAAUGUGACGGUGCAGUGGAGUAAUUCUACUGGGGACGUGCGUCUGCUGUGGGCCCUUGGCAAGCCUAUUAAAGAGCAGUGCGUGGAGACUCACUUCUCUUUCCGCAGGGGCGAAGGGCCGUGGCAGGACCCCUACCCAAUUUCCAACAACUACCAAUUCCCAGUCUCUCAGACGCGACGAUACCAGUUCCGGGUCCGACAUCGCUACAAUAACAACUGUGGGGAGUCAUACUGGAGUGAUUGGAGUGAGACUGUCCCCUGGGGUCCUAUCAAGCCUCCCCAGGAACCAGGCAACUCGGAGAAAUCUAAGCAGGCCAAAGACCUACGGGGCCUGUACGUAGCGAUCGGGCUGGUGGCGGUCUUCAUCAUUCUGGCUGUGUUGACUCGACUGCUGCUGGACUGUGAGAGGAUAAAGGUGAUCCUUGUGCCAGUUGGUCCUGAUCCUGCGAAGAAGCUCAAUGACCUCUUCCUUGAGUACAGUGGCAAUGUGGAGGGAUGGGUACGAAUAUCUCCGCAACUGAGGGACGCCUUUGAUCCUGACUACACAGAGUCCACUUGCGAGGUCACGGGUGAUGACCCAACAGGCUGUGUAGUAGACGAAUUACCUCAGAGCCCAGUGUCAUCGCAAUCAAAUCACAGUCAGUAUCAGAAGUAUUCUGCUUGAGGAAAAAACUUCUCAGAUUUGACCAAGAGAAACACUUGUGGUGUCUGUGUGCAGGGAUAUUGCUAUUACAUCUAAUUGAAAUACAUUUUGAAAUACAAAAUACUAUUGAAUUAAGUGAGACUAAGUGAAUUACAUGUAUUUGUAUUUUGUAUCAAAAUACUUUCAUCCAGUAUUUUGUGUAUUUCUACAACAAACUACAAAUAGGCUACAAAUACUUUGUUCUAAAGAAUGUUAUUACACAAUAUGAACACAAGAUGGUGCUGUAGGUUAAAAAGUAUAUGAAUGCCCCUAGCUGAAUUGGAGGCACAUGCUUGGAUUUCUUAAAGGUACACUGUGCAGGAAAUGGUCAAAAAAGGUACUGCAACUAUGCUGCUCAUUGAAACUGGGCUGCCUAUUGCCAAAUUUGAUCUUUCCAUGAAAGUUUACUAGGUAAUAAACAAAUAUUUUCUAGUAUGGUCCAAGUAGAGUCAUUUUUGCAGCUAAAAAUGGCUAUAUUGGGAAAUUCAAAAUGGCGGACCAUGGAGAAGAUCCCCCUUUUCAUGUAUGAAAAGUGCAAUUUUUCCAGUCAUAAUGAAUACUUAGAAUUUGAUGGUGGUGGUAAGUAUUUAUGAAAAAGGUAACAUUAGUGAAUGGGCAGCAUGAAUUCUGGAAAUAAACAACUAAAAAUCUCACACAGUGUCCCUUUAAGCCUUGACUGCACAGGAAGUUCAAUUUGAUUCAAGGUGAUUGGCUAAUCAUUUAAUUCAUUCCUCAAUGAGGUGUUAAUGUUUUCCCCAUGUCAUUCAAACCUGCUUUCAGUUUGCCAUUUAGGGCCUUUUGUGUAGAAUUGAGAUAUUACCUGUGCAUAUUGUUUUAAAACUAGCUGUAUAAUGUUACAUUUAAAUAUAUCAUAAAAGCUCAAUUGUAAAGUCUUUGUCUCAUUUGCAAUUGGGAUGGUGAAUGAAAAACAGUCCCCUAAAAGUUGUUGUGGCUAGGCUGACAGCUGGGAAACCUAAUUGUUUUCUCCACGGAGGAUGGGCCAGGUGGCGGGGCGAGGCCACAAGCACAAGUGGAGGAAGCAAUGUUGCAUAUUGGAAUGCACUCAUAGAGCCAACCAGUAUAGUUGCAAUACCCACUCUGGCCACCAUGCUAUGGCACUGCCAUGUUAAUUCAGACAAAUUAAGUCAAGAGUGAAGGGUGACCAGUUGAGAGAUGUUCUCAUUUGCAGGAUGUUCUCAUUUGAGAGGAUACACUUUUUUUGUAGAACUCACUUGUUUACCACCACACAUGCUUGACACCAUCUAAGCAAAUUUGUUUAUCUUGGUCUCAAGAGAGAUGAACAGACCAAGGAUAUGAAUCACUGGAACCAUGUUGUGUGAUCUGAAGAGACCAAGAUAAACAAAUAUGAUUUAGAUGGUGUCAAGCAUGUGUGGUGGUAAAUAAGUGAGUUUUACAAAAAAAGUGUAUCCUAUCAAAAGCCAAGCAUGGCAGUGGGACUGACAUGGUUUGGGGAUGCAUGGAUGCUGUCAACAUUGGUAAUCUGAAAUAUACCUUAAAGAAACAUGCAUGUCAACAUGCACUGUGACUACUGAAGCAGAUCAUGAUAUUCUCCAUAGGAUUGCAUUCAAAUCUCACACCAAUCUAUUUAAGCCAGAUGCAGACUCAAAAUUUAAAAGUUCAAUGCAAAGAAAGGUUGAAACGCACACUGAUGACCUCCCUUUUCAUCCCUUUUCAUUUCGUUUCAUUUCGAGACGAUUCGAGCCAACACAGCCCCUUCUCUACUGGAUUUGAAUCUGGGGUGUACUCACUUUUGUGAGUACAUGUUCAAACAUUAAUGGCUGUAUUUUGUUUUUUUUUCUGAGUGAGCAAGAAAUUUAAGCUGUUAAAUAUGUUGUUAAAAGGUCACUAAUCAUUGUGUCAAAGUGAAAUUUCUGUAAAGCUUUCCUAUGAAAAGAUAUACUCACAAAUCUGCAAAAACUGUGAGGGGUGUAUUCACUUUCAUGAUAUACUGUAUAAUGCAGUUUUUAAUUAUUUGGAACAUUGUUUAGUGUAUUUUUAUAUACAUAUCAUUUUUGUAUUCAUUCUUUACUAUUUAUUCAAUUAUUUAUUUUGUUUUGCUAUACUUUUCCUGCUAACCUGCUUUGAAAAGCACUGCUGUAGAGAACUAACACCGUCUCUGUGUGUGCUGGAGAGAACUGACAUGAGAUGUUUGUGGUCGAUUGGAUGGGUGAUGGGGAAAUCCUGGAAAAACUGGCAGCUAUAGUCCUUGUCCUACCUUUGGUUAUGCGUACUGUAAUCCUUCAAUACAUUUUGUAUUUAAUAAAGUCUAUUUUGAUUGUUUUCAGAUGGUG